Acanthopagrus latus (yellowfin seabream) is the source of this 3862-nucleotide messenger RNA. Its product is annotated as B-cell receptor CD22-like. The transcript is spliced from 11 exons. Bases 1130 to 3505 code for a protein of 791 amino acids. The record is from RefSeq and is a predicted model, not a curated record. NCBI's taxonomy places the organism in Eukaryota, Metazoa, Chordata, Actinopteri, Spariformes, Sparidae.
AAAACACAAAAGUUUGAGGCGCCUCAAGACUUUGAGGCGUAUUUUUCCCUUUUUACAAAAUGUGUGAAGACUGAAUUAAACAGUGUGUUAAUCUGCUCAAAUGUAGAUGAGUAAAAGCAUGAAUGAUCUUUUCAAGGUCGACCAGAGAUUUAAAAAAAAAAUUUAAAAAAAUGGUAAGGUUUUUGGAUGGUCCUCAGAUGAAGAAAGCACAUUUGAGCAGUUUGGUUUUCAGGAGAUAAUUUAAUGCAAGGUCAUCAAGUAUAGAUUCAAAAGUAGGGGAGACAUUUACAGGGUCAAUCAGAAGGCUUUCUGACUGAGUCAUUUAGUCGCAGGAAAUUCUGAGACGUCUAGCACUUAAAUUCAGAGAGGCAUGAUUAGACGUUCACCAGGUUCAUUAAGUUGAAUGGAUACAUAAAGCUGUGUAUCAUCUGCAUAGUGGCAAAUUUAAUAUUCUGGUUCCUGAUGAUAUGACCCUUGGUACACAAAACAAAAAAUCACAAUGGACCCAAAAUGGACCCUUGGGAAGUGCCACAGGAGGAAGUGCAAUAAAUUCCUCUGAAUUGUUUAGAGAAGUAUAAAUUAGCAAAACUAUUUCAACAAUCAAGUAAACCACAAGGACCUACAAAAGCGUAUUUAAGUUACUUUGCACCACUGGUAGUAACCUGGGUUAUUUCCGAAGACAAAGGGCGUUUCAUUAUUUUGUAAUCUAAACAAAUCUCAGUGUGUAUUUUUAGACCAAUCAAGUCGCCAGCUGCAGUUGUCACACUCUCUGCUUGUCUCAGCUACACAUUAUAUAAUCAGAAACUGUGACUUGGGAGGAUGUGAAAGCAUCUUUAUCUUAUUUUUUUUUCAUGCAAAGUUGUGGCUCAAGUACCAAAAGGCCACUCUUUUUGUUCUGAAGUACAUUAGAAGGGUGAUGCGUACUUCAGGAAACAGCCAAAGGCUUGAUUUGAUCUGGGGAAGUACCAAUGUUCAGCUGUUCAUGCAUGUUAAUAAUGUAAAGAGGAAGUAAGUCAGUUGGCCAGUAUCAGCCAGACAACCCAUGUCUUCUUUCAAUACCGCAUCCUCAAGCACCGCUGAUGUACCGACUAGCUGAUGUACUGAACAGUAUGUAGAGGUUGUGACAGAGAUGAGAGGAGCAGCUUUGAGUUUAAGAGCAGCAGCGAGUGGGUUUGUCAUCUUCCUUCGCACUGUGUCAGUGAUACAGGGUCAGAAUGGCUGGGGAGUGACUUUCAGCUCUUCUCAGAUCUGUGCCUUAAAAGGAUCAACAGUGGAAAUAAACUGCACCUACACACACCCAUCCAGAAUAGAUGGCCGUGAUACCACGGUUGAGGAAUCAUUCUGGUUUACUAAACUGCAGGGAACAGUGCCUGUGGAUCUGAGAACAGACUCUGGGUAUGCAGGUCGAGUUGAGUACAGUUGUUCUGAGAAGAGCUGCAGUCUGAGAAUCAGAGACCUGAGAGAGAGCGACUCAGCUGAGUACAAGUUCAGAUUCAUAAUAAACCAAGAAGGUGGAAGAUAUACUGGUUCACCUGGAGUCAGGUUGAGGGUCACAGGUUUCCAGGUGCAGAGGGGCAACUCAAAAUCACAUAAAACACAACUAAACUGUCACAGCAGUUGUCAUUUACCUCGUCAAACUUCCUACAUCUGGUACAAGAAUGGACGGAAAAUUUGGCCAAAAAGAUCUUUAUAUUCAGACACCUUUAAUUCUGUAGACAGUUAUUCCUGUGCUGUAGAAGGACAUGAUGAUGUCCCAGCUCCUCCAGUGUGUGGCUACCGUCAAUCUUGCAACAGAGUGAUGUACACCAACAGAAGGAUCUGUGCCUUCAAAGGCUCAUCAGUGGUCAUUUCUUGUACUUACAGCAGUUAUUACACCAUCAGGUCUAAAUUCUGGUUCAGUCCUGAACGUUCUCAUCAGUGGCAGAGUCCUUCACAGCCUGAGGACCUUAGUGACUCUCAGUUUGCAGGUCGUGUUCAGGUCCUUGAAUCAGAGAGAGGACGCUCCACUCUGAGAAUCACUGACCUGACAGAGAGUGAUUCAGCUGAGUAUCACUUUAAAUUCAUAACAAGAUGGUUUGAGUGGAACAGUAGUUUACCUGGUACAACUCUGACUGUCACAGCUCCAGAUUUAAAGGUGCAGGUGAUUUCUUCUCCUGCUGGUCCACAGCUGAUUUGUUACAGCAGCUGUCUCACUGAUCGUUCUCCCUUCAUUUGGUACCAGAACGAUGAGAAAAUUGAAAAAGAAACGUCUCCUUCUUAUACUGGAUAUGUCGAUCCUGCAGACAGUUACUCCUGUGGCCAUGAGGGUCACCGCUCUGUUCCAGUCUAUGCUCCUAAGCUUCCCUUUGUGUUGAUCAGUCUGACGGGCGACAUUAUGAGGGACAGUUCAGUGACUCUGACCUGUAGCAGUGAUGCUAACCCAGCAGCUAAAUACACCUGGUACAAGGAGAAUGGAGAUCCAGACCUUCAACCUCUCAGUAAAGAUCCACAGCUUGUCUUCAGCUCCAUCCAGUCCUCUGACUCUGGAGAGUAUAACUGUACAGCUGAGAACCAGCUGGGGAGGAGGACGUCCAAAUCUGUCUUUGUCGAUGUGAAAUAUGCUCCAAGACUUCCCUCUGUGUCAGUGAGUCCCUCUGCUGAGAUAGUGGAGGGCAGUUCAGUGACUCUGACCUGUAGCAGUGAUGCUAACCCAGCAGCUAAUUACACCUGGUACAAGGAGAACCAAACACUGAUUCAAGGACCAGAAGGCAUCCAUCAUUUCUCCUCCAUCAGCUCUGAGGACAGAGGGAACUACUCCUGCAAGUCUGAGAAUCAGUAUGGAGAGAUCAGCUCUUCAUUUGUCUCUAUCGAUGUUCAGUAUGGUCCAAGACUUCCCUCUGUGUCAGUGAGUCCCUCUGCUGAGAUAGUGGAGGACAGUUCAGUGACUCUGACCUGUAGCAGUGAUGCUAACCCAGCAGCUAAUUACACCUGGUACAAGAAGAAUGAAGACUCACCAAAAGCAUCAGGACAGAUCUUCACCAUCACUGACAUCAGAGCUGAACACAGUGGGAAUUAUUACUGUGAAGCCCAGAACAGAAGAGGACGUCAUAACUCCACCUUACAGCUGAUUGUUGUGGCAGGUGCUGGGAAAUCAGCAGCUAUAGGAACGAUCACUGCCAUCCUCCUGCUUGUCGUACCUCUUGCUGUCUUCAUAUGGAUUAGAAGAAAAACAUCCCUCACACAGCAGUCUAGUGGUGGGAAGAGACCCGACAAUGGAGGACAGGUAAACCUGAGUGAAGUGUGUGCCACCCAGAGACAACCAGCAGAGCAGGAUGUUGAACUUCACUACGCCAGCAUCCACCACUCUGUGAACCAGGAAGAAGCUGUCUACUGUAACAUCAGACAGGCUCGGCUCCACGGACGAACUGAGGAUGAGGAUGAGGAGGACGGUGUUGACUACACUAUUGUCAAAACUAACAACACUGGUCAUGCCCCAGGGCAGGCCUCUUCACUCUUAGGAACAUAGUAAUCACUGUAAGAUCUUAUAAAAAAAGAAACGGCCAGUGUGAAUGUUUUAUUUUCCUUCACAGAACAAGACCUCAAGAAGAUAGGAAGGGUUUGUUUAUGUGAGCAGGUAGAAGUGUUGUACAUUCCUCCUGACAGACAUGUACAAGUACAACAUCACCUGCCAAAAACAAAGACAUGCUGGUUAUGUGACUUGUUUUUUUGUUUUUUUUAAAUAAUUGUUUCUUAAAGGCACAGCUAGGAGAUCGCCGGUUCGCGUCCCGGUUGGGACGCCUGGGAUCUUUCUGUGUGGAGUUUGUAUGUUCUCCCUGUGCAAGCGUGGGUUUUCACCGGGUACUCCGGCUUCCUCUCACAGUCC